AUGUCCGUCUCAAUCUUUAAUCCUCUUGGAGGAUCCCGGAGCCUUCGAAGUUCGACAGCCUCAAGCAACCUGAAGCUUACUGCAAGCUCCAACGCACAACCUCCAUCUGGCCCUUCCUACGUCGCUCUCUUCAUAACCAAUUUGCGACUCUUGGAUUUAGAUUUGCGAGAUGACUGGCCAGAUAUUAGCGCGGUGACAUUCUCCACCAAGGAUGCGCAACAGAAUCAGAAGAAGCGUAUACAAUGUGUAGAAUGGGCUUUAUUUCAUUUGUUUGCAAUCUGGGAUCCAGAAGAGACUCGCAAUAAAUUACAACCAUUUUUCCCACCCCUCGAACCUCUCCAGUCCCUCAAUCUGCGUACCGCAUUGUUUCGAUGUCUCGAUCAGGCGAAGAAGAAUGGAGUCCUUGGACGAGAUACGGUUUUGAGAAAGACGAUGCUAGACGAAUGCAAGGGCGAAAGACUGGAGGAGAUUUUGGCGGUUUUUUCGAAUGUCGUUUUAAAGAAAGCUGUUCAAAAUGACACCUCGGGACGAUACGAGGCUCUUGCCCAAGGACUGGCAUUGGAGAACUUUUCGUACACUGGAGAGAGGACAAUACUUUCAGCCUUGAUUUUAGCACACAAAAAAUCUUUGCGAAGGCAUAUUGACGAGAAGAAUAAUUUGAGGGCUAAAUAUACCGAGUUUUCCAAAAUACUUGACCUCAGCGAGGAACGAACCUCGAAAAGGAGAGCGGAGCUGGACCAUGAUAAAAUUGAAGGAGAGGGCCACCCUGAGUUGUCUGACCGAGAUUUGAGAUCGUUACAGAACAGGGUUCGCAAGAAUUGGUCAGGUAGCAAUGAGUGGCUGGAAACGAUCCUUUAUGGAGAUAAUAGGCCUGGUCGGGAGGGAUUAUUGGCCAAGCGUUUUGAUAUUCUCUGGGACCAAAUUGAGGCUGGAACGGUUGCAGAAAUAGAAGGAAAGAAUGACGCUGGACUUGUUGAGCGGUUGGAGGCACGGGUGCAAAAUCAGGAGAGUCGUUUGGCAAGAUGGCAAGAAUUCGGUCGGACUUUGACUAAAAAUGGCACAAAAUCACCCACCAAAAAAGUUCAAGCAGCUUCCGUUGAGGCAAAGGGUAUAAAACUCGGUUUCAAUGAUCACCAGAAAUUACAAAUCGGGAAGUACACAACAGGAAAUCCCACAGUCGCGGACAUCCCUAUUCGAGAUGAAUACGUCCGCUUAAUGGAAAGAACUCGCAAUGCGCUGCAUGAUGUAUCCAAGCCAAAAGUGCUUUCCAGGGAAAGCCUGAUUCCACGUGGCUCAAGACACAAGUUCAUCCAACCUUCAUUGGAUUCACCCCAAGGGUCAUGUUCAUCAACUAAUCAGGAUGGAGACGCCGACUCCUCUACAGAUCAUUCAUCUACCUUGAUGGCAAAUAUCGAUGGAGUUGUAGAGUUUUCAACCCCUCGCGGCCAUGGUGACGCAUCAAUCAGCACACCACGUUCAAGAAUAUCUCGCAAACCAAUCUCUACUGUGACUUCAUCAAUCCUUUCAGCUAAGCAUGCCUCGAACGAAUUAGACACCGCCAGCGAAAGGUUAUCCCAGGUCACAACUUUUGCAUCAGAUACAGAAAAUGAUUACAUGUCAACCACUCCCAGCGCCGUGAGAUCUUCCGGCCGCCCAGCUUCCAUCGUCAAAACUUCAAUCGUCAAAGCUUCAGACCAGGAAUAUGGCGCGGGCUCGGUCGAAACGCCCAAACCGAUCCAAAGGAGACAUACGACAACAUCACAAUCGAGUCCAUCCCUCUCUCAAUCUAUUCAAACGUCGGAACCAUCCCUCGAUUCUGUUCCGGAGCUCAGUCAGGCAGAGCAGAUUCUUAACUCCAUGUCAGCUGCAUCCCCAUCCCCACAAAAAAUGCAACGCUCUUUAUCCUUAGCAGAACGUACUCGUCUCACCAUGGCUCGCUCAAACCCAAGGUACUCAAAAGCCGAUUUCAACGAUGACUUUGAUGAUUUGCCAGAUGUGAGCCGCCUCACUCUGAACCCCAAGCUCAAGGCCACAUCUGCGAAAACUUCCGCGGCGGAAGAAGACAAGCACGCAGACUUGAUAGAACGCACGCGUCAGUCUAUGGCAGGCUUUGAGGCAGCCCAGAAGAGGGCACAGUUAGAGCGAAGGAAAAGUAUCCAAGACGAAAAGAGAAAGCAGAGACAAUCACAUUUCCCCAAGAUUGUACAAGAAGAAGAGGAACCACUACCUCAAGCGACGCCGACCAUCGAUAGAGAGGUCUUGAUGGACGGGGAUGUAGAUUAUGCUAGUGUCUUUAUGAGUAGACCAAGAAUUGCUGUAAGUCCGACCCCAGCAAAGGAUAAAAUGAUUUCAUCUAUGAUUGAGAGUGGAGAUGAGGAUAGUGAGGAUGAUGAGGAUGAGGAUGAGGAUAUCAGCGUAACUAUGGGUAUGGAUGCGGAUUACGCGAAUGCGUUUAUGAGUAGACCUAGAAUUGCUCUAAGCCCAACACCAGCAAGACAUAACAGAAUCAUGAUGGAAGGUGAAGCGGAGGACGAAGGAGAAGCUGUAAAUAUGUGGCACGACCUAUGA
Sclerotinia sclerotiorum 1980 UF-70 is the source of this 2568-nucleotide messenger RNA. RefSeq lists its product as hypothetical. Bases 1 to 2568 code for a protein of 855 amino acids. The record is from RefSeq and is a predicted model, not a curated record. Lineage: Eukaryota; Fungi; Ascomycota; Leotiomycetes; Helotiales; Sclerotiniaceae. The transcript has 2 exons.